Tricharina praecox is the source of this 2159-nucleotide messenger RNA. RefSeq names its product protein-tyrosine phosphatase-like protein. Gene Ontology annotation, cellular component: mitotic spindle pole body; spindle pole; nucleolus. The coding region runs from base 221 to 2059 and encodes 612 amino acids. The transcript is spliced from 4 exons. Lineage: Eukaryota; Fungi; Ascomycota; Pezizomycetes; Pezizales; Pyronemataceae. Gene Ontology annotation, molecular function: protein serine/threonine phosphatase activity; protein tyrosine/serine/threonine phosphatase activity. The record is from RefSeq and is a predicted model, not a curated record. Gene Ontology annotation, biological process: microtubule cytoskeleton organization; positive regulation of cytokinesis; regulation of exit from mitosis.
AUUGUGUGCACCACACCUUCUAGUGCCCCGACACCACUACCUCCCUCCUCCAAAACACACACACGUCCAUUCACUUUCUUGUGGACUCAAUCUCUCCUUCAUCUCCUCUGCUGUCGCCUUCGGCGUCCUUCGAUCUUUGCAGGACUUCGAUUAUUUGUUUCGAGUACCUUCCCAUACAUCAAUAGAGAGCCCGCCGUUUUUCUCCUCUUCUCCACCCAUCAUGAGUCCUCCGGUUCCCUAUGGGAAUGUCGUCGAGUACAUCUCCGACCGACUAUACUGGGCGUGCUACACAUCACCGCCGACGUCGACGACGCCGUUCCCGCCGCAGGUGAUCCCGGACCCAUAUAAGAUGAUCGCGCCGGAGCUAGUGCGGCCGGGCAGUCGCAGCCCGGCGAAGCGCAAGCCGAACCAGAUCAUCAACUCGUCGGGGCUGAAGCCCGUGUACUUCACCGUCGACGACGCGCUCCUGUACAAUGCCUUCCAUCACGAUUUUGGCCCCCUGCACAUCGGACACCUCUACCGCUUUGCUGUCACCCUACAUGAUAUCCUCGGUGAUCCGAAGAAUGAGGGCAGAGUCGUCGUGUUUUGGUCGAAGCCCGAUGGAAAGGCCCGUGCGAAUGCUGGCUGUCUGUUGGCGUGUUACAUGGUUUUGGUGCAGAGCUGGCCGCCGCAUUUGGCAUUGAGCCCUCUGGCUAUGUGCGACCCUCCGUUGAUGCCGUUCCGCGAUGCUGGGUACUCACAGGCAGACUUCAUCCUCAACGUUCAAGACAUCGUCUACGGAGUCUGGAAGGCAAAGGAAAAGGGGUUGGUGAAUCUGAGAGAGUUCUGUCUUGACGAAUAUGAGAAAUAUGAGAGAGUAGAUAUGGGAGAUUUCAACUGGGUUUCGCCCAACUUUCUGGCAUUCGCAUCGCCUCAACAUAAACUGCCUCCGCCCAGUCAGAAACAGCCUGUCCUGCCUACCGAGGAGGAGGAUAUCUACGGCUGUGCGAUUCCUACGCCUUUUAAGAAUGUGCUCCUGCACUUCUACCAGCGCGACAUCGGUCUCGUUGUGCGGUUGAACUCACCUCUCUACCCGGCAGAGUACUUCACCUCGCUCGGAAUAACCCAUAUGGACAUGAUCUUCGACGACGGCACGUGCCCGCCAUUGAAUCUGGUUCGCAAGUUCGUCAACAUCUCCCACCAAACGAUUACCAUCCACAACAAGAACAUCGCAGUUCACUGCAAGGCGGGUCUCGGGCGGACGGGAUGUCUGAUUGGCGCGUACCUGAUCUACCGGUACGGAUUCUCGGCGAACGAGGUCAUCGCCUACAUGAGGUUCAUGAGGCCGGGCAUGGUCGUUGGUCCCCAGCAGCACUGGCUUCAUCUGAACCAGGACGAGUUCCGGAAGUGGUGGUUUGAGGACACCAUCCUUGCCGCUGCUCUCGAGAAGGCUACUAGCCAGUCGAUCAUCAUCCGCACGCCGACCAAGGGCAAGCGCAUCUCGAGUGCUCUGACACCCUCGCGACGAGCCAUCCUCGGUGAAGUCGACAGCAACCACAACGAUGCGCAGUCGGCCGCACUACUGCCCGCCCCCACACCCGGACAGCCACGAAAGACAUCGAGCCGAUUCGCAUCUGCUGCUUCGUCGAGACGUGUUCCUUCGGAGGUCUACGACAGCAGUCUGGUCCCGGUUGCGGACGAGAACGAUGCCAACGCCUCGCCUGUGCGACGGAAGAGGUCGGCGGCAACGAAGGUCGACGAGGAGGACCUUGCUCGCGCCAUCGAGUCGGGCAUGACGGAAGAGGAGUACAUGAUCCGCCUGCACCGUCGAGCUUCCGCCAAGGCCCCCGGCAAGCAGAGGACAGCUACCACCACCACCAUCACGACCACUACCGUCAGUCACACCGUCGCAGCCACCGCGGCGGCGGAGAAGAGUAGGAACGGGAACGGACUCCUCGGCACCAAGGUUCGAAGUAGUCCUCGUCGGCAACCGGCCGCCACCGGGGGAGUCCGCAAGACAUCGGGCCGACAGGUCAGUGGUGGUGCAGCAGGUACCACGCCGCCUCGGAGAGGGCUAUAGGAUACCCUCUUGCGACGCGAAAUGGCGCUUAUAGAAACGACGAACGAGUCUCCGCCCCCUACUGACUCGUCGUCGUCGAAUGCGUUUUUGUGAGCUGUGA